AUGGACCUCUCGGCCCUCAACUCCUCCCUCCCUCCUGGCCUUGCCGACGCAGAGCGUGAUAUGGGAGACAAGUUCAGAGCUGCUGCGCUGAGCAUCACCACGCUAUACAAGAGCUCGCUGGCACUCAACAAGCAUGCCUACCAGGUCGGAUACUCUGCUGCACUUGCCGAUGUACUCUCCAAGCUCCAGUCGGACAUUGCUGCGGGCGAGGACGCCGCUUCAGCGCUUGCGCGUUUGAUGGACUGGACCGAGGCUCGCCAGACUGCUAUGGCUGCGUUUGCCGCCGAUGAUGAAGAACAGCCUGGAACAGCCCAGCGCCCAGCUACAUCCAGGCGCAGCCCCUGUCCCACAUUGCCGCUACGCCGCAACCUCGGUUCCCGCGCUGCCUCGUCAUCGACCACACUCCUGCCCACGUCCACAUUCAACUUUUCCAUCCCCACCACACUCGAGAUUCCGCCGCAAUCGGGCCCCGCACAGACAGGUCCCAUCGGCAGCAAGCGACCCAUCAUCGACGCCGAAAUGGCAGACGGCACCAUCAACGUUGGCGCGGCGCCGUCGACUCCCAGCCGGUCGGGCGGCCGCGCGUCCAAGCGCCGCAGCCUCGGCCUUGGCCUUGGCAUGGCUGAUCAGGAGGAGAAGGAGCCACGCAGCGCUGACCGUCGUCGCCAGCCGCGGCGCGGAGGACACGGGGCCAGUGGAGGUGGCGUGCAACGUGCCUCUAGCCCCCUGUGA
Molecule: messenger RNA, 732 nt
Organism: Apiotrichum porosum
Lineage: Eukaryota; Fungi; Basidiomycota; Tremellomycetes; Trichosporonales; Trichosporonaceae
Exons: 6
Coding region: 1-732 (243 amino acids)
Source: RefSeq, a predicted model, not a curated record